UUGAGGUUAUAAUUCGCGGUUUAACGGUUCCUGUUUUCGAAGGCUGUUUAUAUGGUUUUUCCAAAUAUUUAAAUCCCGAAAAAUGUCUGAAUUCACACUGAGUUAUCGAGAAGUGACCCCCGAUCAAGCCCUGUACGAAAAAUGGAUCGAAAUAACAUUACACACAGGUAGUAGGGGCACCCAGAGCACAUUGCAGGACAUAAAAAUCACCGAACGAGCUAAUGGGUACAGUUACUUAGAUUCCACAAGACAUUAUACAAGAAAUCGGUUUAUAUAUUGGCGAAUUAGCUCGGAUACCUUGGAGCUAAUUGAGCAGAGUUUAGAUAUAAACCUUACGGGAAACACUGUGAGGUACAGGUUUAUGGAUAGUCCGAUAAUUGAUGGUAUUUCAGUACAAGAAACUGAAGAAAACGUAAUUAUUUUGGUUCCUACAGUUUGUAGCGUGCAUAUGUUAAGAUUUCCUCAUCCUUCAAACUACCAUAAGCAGGAUGAUUUGUUGGGAAGUCAUCCGAAUUUAGCAGCUCCUUCGAUAUUUUCUAAAGCCAGCACCUUAGAGGCUAGAAAUCCUAAUAAUUUCUAUGUAUUUAACAACCCAAGUACAGCAAUGGAUCAGUUACCAAAUCUAGCAAGUUCAUUUUACGACACUGAAAAUGGAGAGGCUAUAUUUAUUCUAUCUUAUCCUUCUUUGGAAUUGUUACUAAUCAAACUAAAUGGUCACGGUCAAACAAUUUGUACUGAAUUGAAAGGGGAAUCACUGAUGCCCAGAUUUUUGUCAGGGUUAACAGAAAAAUUUAGGGCAAAAAAUAAUGAUGCUGGUCAAAUUGUUAGCACACUAAUUCAACUCAUAGACUAUGAAGUAUAUAUUUUAACCCUGACAAGAGGUGGACAUUUGAAAUUUUGGUCAAGCAAAAAUGGACAGUGUGUGGCAGUGAUAGACAUCUUAACAGAAACCGGAGACUUUGGGAGAGACCGCUUACAGCAUGCUGUUCUUAAAAAAGCCUUGGACGCUCAAGAAAAUGACUGUCCUUUGGCAAUUUUCAUGAGUUUCCCUAGUGGUUGUCAAUUUCACAUCUUAAAACCCAUUGUGAGUGGUCAGCAAAUCAGGAUAAAACGUUUGAAUACUUUGACAUCAUUAGAGAGUAAUUUAAUUGAUUUUUCACUUCAAUGUGAUCGAUUGUGGUCACUGUGGCGUACUUCUGAGGAUGAUUGUGUGAUUCACACGGCUUCACUGAAGUCAGGGACAUGGACACCAAUAAUUAGGGAAGUUGUGAAUGAUAUUCAAAAUCCAGUGAACAGAGGUGAAUGUGAUCCAAGACAAGUGUACUUACAACACUUAUUCCAUCCAGGAAGAUUCCCAUUACACGUCAUAAAUAAAUCUUUAGGAAUUUACAAGAAAUCCAGUUAUAUUACUUCAGAAAUCAACCUGACUUCUGUAGCAGCCAUGAAACAGGCAAUUUCAUUGGCCAUAGAAAGCGAUAUACAGAGUUGUUUUUCCGAUUCCGAGGUUAUGGAUCAUGAAUAUCUAGAAUAUACUGAGUGGUGCUGGCAGAAAUUUUAUUCGUGCUGUUUGCAGUACCAUCAAACCAGUUUGAGACCUCUUGGUUUGAUGGUUAUACCUCAGAGUUCUGGAGCUGUCUUGUUGAAAAAGGCAACUUUUUCGUUUCUGAGACCUACUGAGCCUCUGGAACACAUGAUUUUGUGCAGUGAUUACAUGUAUAAAGAUCAGUUUAUUAAUUUUGCGCUUUUGGCUGAAGAGUCAGACUUGAUAGAUGACGUUAUGACACUAUUUGAAGUAUUAGUUUACUUGGAUAAACAAUUAAACAACAGAUUUAAGACAGAAUUUGAACAGAAACUCGCCAUUAACCUAUCACCAAACACUGUUAUCACAAACUUAUUAGAAAACCUCAAAAUCGAAGUUGACGGAGAAUAUAACAAUAUAUGUCAGCGUGUAACAGUGCUUCUGAAUCAAUGUUCAGACUUAUACAGGGCAAUACACAAAGUCCUGGAACUUUUGAGACAAGAUAGUACCCCAGCAAAUCCUGACAAUGAUGUCAAUCCGAGCGCUUUGCAUUUUUUCAGUAGCUCUUUGGGAGUGUCAUUUGUGGCUGCUUCGUUAAGACAGCAAUGUCAAAACAGAUUUGCCAUUUGCAGAGAUUUGUUAAUAAUUUGCAACAUUCUUUUUGACACUAAACAGCUUCAACCAAACGUCUACGAAGCUAUACACUCAGUGUGUAAACCGGAAAUAAUAUAUUUAACUCAGGCCAAUUAUGUUAUGCUUUGGAUGACAAAGCUACCAGCCCUCAACAAUGUUCCUCAAGAAAACAGUAUACAACGUUUGGCACCUAUCAAACUUACCCCAGCUUACAAUAUCAAGCCAAACGGAGCUAUAUUCUCUCUUUUGGAGCUAUUUUCCUCAUCCACUGGAGGACACGAAGCAAGAAAAAUGCUGGCGAAGAUAGAUUACAAUGGUGAAAGCAUGGCGCAUUGGCAUUUGAGUUUGUUGCCUUUUAUCAGCUACCUCAGACAAAUUUUAUGGCCUCUGAAAAACAGCACUAUGCUUGCUGAGUGGUUAGUUAGCAGUGGUCAGCACGUCUGGCUUCAGCAAUACGUGAAAAUGCUGAGCAGUUGGUGCGAUUGGAACAUUUCAAGCUGUAGUUUUUUGCUGGCUGUUUCAUUUCUGAUGAGUGCCGAAAAUUAUAAGGCUUUGGAUUUGUUCCAAAUAGCUGCAAAAGGGAUUUUUACUGAGCCCUUUAUGCAGGAAAGAAUGUUGAAAGGUGACAAAGGACCACAAGCUUAUAUUAAUUAUUAUUUAAAGGUAAUACAUUUAUUUGAACUGCACAAAGCCAGGGAUUGUGCCAUACAAAUGGCCAACACAGCUCUGAGCAUUGUUGAAACUGACAAUCCCUUACUGGCAACGCUGUAUUCUAUCAAAUUUAAGCAUCAUCUAGCUUUAAAGCAUUACGAGGAAGCAUUCUAUGCUCUUAAAAGCAAUCCAGAUCAUGAAAGGAAGAAGGAUAAUUUGAGGGACUUAGUUAAAACAUUGCUGGAUGAGAAAAAGUUUGAUGUUUUGCUCAGUUUUACCUAUGGAGAUAUGGAUGAACUGUUUACAAGUAUUCUACUAACUAGAGCUAGAGCUACAGAUGCCACGAGCAAUGUUUUCUAUGACUUUUUGUACGCUUAUCAGAUAACUAGGGGUCCUUUAUGUCAUAGACUAGCUGCCUCUAUAAUGUACGAACAAGCAUACAGACUGUCACAAACCAACACAACAGACGCUUUAGAAAAGCAAGUGAAAUGUUACCUUGCAGCUAAAAACGUACUACAAUUGGUUGAUCCACAGUACGCCUGGGUUAUACGACCUUCAGACCCCGACGAAGAUGAAGACGAAGUUAUUCUAGAAUCUCUAGCAGGAUCGCAGAAAGACAACGAAGUUUUCAGAAUAAAAAAACAAAUCGAAGUGGUCGAUAUAGAAAUCAUAAAGAAGGAACUCAUUUUCUCUUGUGCCAAGCUGAAACUAGCCAGAUUCGAUUCAUCUAUACCCUCAAACGUCAACACUCCAGUUGAGUUGGUAACACUGUUAAACAGUGCAGGGUUGUUUAAAACAGCUUUAGAAAUUUGUACGACUUAUAAUCUCGGGUACGCCACUGUUUUUGAGUCGUUGACGUUGAAGUGUAUCAUGUUGAGUGAGGAGGAGAACCCAAACGCUUGGGAUUGGUUGGUGGAGAAUGAUUUACAAGAUCUUCCAGCAAACAGAGACAGUAUUUCAGAAGUAGUUUGGCAACUAUUACAAGACUAUUUAGAGAAAUAUGAAGAACCCAACAUGACCACCCUACACAAAAUCGUCUGCAAGAAAAUAAUCAACAUGAGGAUGUACAUACCGUUUUGGAUGCUCAAGUCCUACAAAGUUAGGAAUCCUUCAGAGAUACUCAGACUGCUCCACUGCUCAGGUCGAUUAGAAGAAGCUUUCGAGGUUGCUCACGAGUACCUGUUGGCAGCACUGGGCUAUGGAAAAGAACUAUAUGGAUUCAAAGUACCUUUAGCCCCAAAUUCUCCAGCUUUUUGUCUGCCAGUCUACGAAAUACAGUGCUUCAUCAAGGAGUUGCAGAUGCAGAACGAUAAGGACUUGCUAAGACCCUUUCAAAAGGAACAUACAAUAUUGAAGGAAUUGUUUGAGAAGUAUUUGGCAACAGCUACGCGGAUAUCCAACGAGAAAUGUCAACUUCAAAUGUCAUCGUUUGGCUCCAUUGGAAGUGUGGCAAACAGGAGCAUAUUUUAAUUGUAUUUUUUUUAUUUAAAUAAAGUAUUUUUUUAAGAGCCAUACUAGGUUAAGACUAUUCGUUGUUUGUACAUCUUUUUAAGCUUAAUAAAUUUUUAUAAAAAAU
Messenger RNA from Sitophilus oryzae (rice weevil), 4379 nucleotides. It is a transcript of the gene Nup160, whose product is annotated as nuclear pore complex protein Nup160 homolog. The record is from RefSeq and is a predicted model, not a curated record. Gene Ontology annotation, molecular function: structural constituent of nuclear pore. NCBI's taxonomy places the organism in Eukaryota, Metazoa, Arthropoda, Insecta, Coleoptera, Curculionidae. Bases 83 to 4273 code for a protein of 1396 amino acids. The transcript is spliced from 25 exons. Gene Ontology annotation, cellular component: nuclear pore.